Molecule: messenger RNA, 3179 nt
Organism: Malania oleifera
Lineage: Eukaryota; Viridiplantae; Streptophyta; Magnoliopsida; Santalales; Ximeniaceae
Product: O-fucosyltransferase 27
Exons: 10
Coding region: 273-2306 (677 amino acids)
Cellular component (GO): trans-Golgi network; endosome; cytoplasm
Source: RefSeq, a predicted model, not a curated record
ACCAUGCUUUACCGGCCAUAGCCCAGAAAAAAUAUUAUUCUGCAAAUUUAACAAAUAGAAGACAGUCACACAGAGAGAGAGAGAGAGAGAGAGAGAGAGUUUUGUUGUGGUUUUAGCUGUGUAGAGGGGAGGAAGGCGUGGAGAGAGAAGGGUUUAUUUGGUGAGAGGGGAAGUGUGAGUGUGAUGUGAGAGAGAGAGAGAGAGAGAGAGAGAGAGAGAGAGAGAGAGAGAGUUGCUUGUGGUCUUUGGGUGAAAUUUUCAUCUGGGUCUCAAUGAAAGGAGAGGGAAAGAUGGUUUUUAAGUCUAGGAUGAAGUGGGUUGGUCUGUUUGGGCUUGUUCUCUCAGCUCUCUCUCUCUUCACUCACUUUCUGCUUGCUAGAUAUACAGAGGAAGGCAUCUCUGAGUUCCAGUCUUCCAUCACAAUCUUCUCCUGGCGACCCAUUUUUGAGAAUGCUGCUCUUACUAGAACUAGUCAAUUGUACAGAAGACUAUGGGGUCCAGUUAGGCAUCUCGCGUCUUUACAUCCAUAUGCAAACCCCAGAGGUUACUAUGCAGCACCUACUUUACAGACAAAUGGCUUUAUCUUUGUCAGGAUACAAGGAGGUUUCCAUGAAAUCAGGAAUUCGAUUUGUGAUGCAGUCGUAGUCUCUCGACUUCUUAAUGCCACCUUGGUUAUUCCUGAAAUCCAGUCAACUACAAGCAGCAAGGGAAUUAGUUCCGACUUCAAGAGUUUUUCCUACCUUUACAAUGAGGAUCAGUUCUUGGCAGCUUUGUCAAAAGAUGUCAAAAUUGUGAAGACCCUUCCAAAGCAUCUCAAGGGGGCAAGAAGAAGGAAAGAGAUUCCUGUGUUUAGAGUGUCCUACUCAGCUUCGCCGUACUUUUAUUUGCACCAUGUUCUUCCAAUACUUAAAAAGCACUCGGUUGUUGAACUAGUUAUUUCUGAUGGUGGAUGUCUGCAGGCCAUUCUUCCUCCUCGUCUUGAAGAGUACCAAAGGCUUAGAUGUAGGGUUGCUUUCCAUGCUCUCCGGUUCCGACAGGAGGUCCAGGAACUUGCCACUAAAAUCUUAAAUAGGUUACGGGCUCCUGGUAGGCCUUUUAUAGCCUUUGACACUGGGUUGGCCAGAGAUGCUUUAGCAUAUCAUGGUUGUGCUGAAUUGUUCCAGGAUGUUCAUACUGAACUCAUUCAGCAUAGAAGAUUGUGGAUGAUAAAAAGAGGGAUUGUCAAGGGGAAGCUUCCUGUGAAUUCAGAAGAGCAACAUGUUAAUGGAUCUUGUCCACUUAUGCCGGAAGAGGUUGGUAUUCUUCUUCGAGCAUAUGGAUAUUCUCAAGACACAAUAAUUUAUAUAUCAGGAGGAGAAAUAUUUGGUGGACAAAGGAUUUUAAUACCUCUUCAUGCAAUGUUUGGAAACAUCGUUGAUAGGACCUCUUUAAGCACAAGUUGGGAACUUGGUGGAUUAUAUGGUCGUGAGGCUAACCUGAUUAGAGCUUAUCCCACAACUCAGCCUGUUGAGCUAGAAACAAAGCUUGAAAUGUGGAAAAACUCUGGACCCCGCCCCCGCCCACUUCCACCACCUCCAGACCGUCCCAAAACAUAUAAUAUUGAAGGUUGGUGGGGUUGGGUAGCUGAGAGUGAUAACGAGCCUGAGAGUACAAUUAUGGAGUUGAGAACUAAUGCUCAUAAAUUAUUAUGGGAAGCAAUUGACUAUUUAGUUUGCAUUGAAGCUGAUGUUUUCUUCCCUGGAUUUGAUCGUGAUGGCAAGGGGCAUCCAAAUUUUGCUAGUAUAGUAAUGGGACACAGACUCUAUCAAUCAGCUGCAUCUAAGACAUACAGGCCUGACAGAAAAGAAGUUGUCAAACUUUUAGAAGAAAUCCGUGACCACCUGUAUCAAGCUAACAGGACUUGGCUAACAUCAGUGCGCACGCAUUUGAGAAGAAGCUUAAUUGAUGGAAUCACAGACUCAUUCACAAGAUCGAAGCCACUGUCUUUUCUCUCCCAUCCAGUCCCUGAAUGUUCUUGCUUGAGACACGACCCUGCUGAAAUGUCAUUGCAUGCUCCAAGUCCUUCAAGUCAGCUUCAAGCUGUUCUUGGGAUUGUGCACCAUUGCCCUGCUUGGAUGGAUGGUGAUUUGAUCUCACGACCAAGAGACAAGGAAAGUGACGAGGAUAUUGAUGAGAAUGAUCCGACAUCAUCUGGACUAUUCUUUCAGUAUGUUGGUGGAAAUCAAGAAAUUGGGGUUGGAGAAAUAAACAAUAAAGAAGAACCUCUUAUGGAAGACCCAGAAGAACUUGAGGGUGCAGAAGGAUAGGGGAUAGGUUGUAUUGUUGAGUGCCCAUGAUGCAAUAAUUGGCAUUUGACAUUUUCUGUACAUAUAUAAUAUUAUUUCAUUUGCUGAUUCCCAGAUUGGCUGGAAAUUAUUCUCAUCUGGGUUUCAAUGGGCGAAGCAAGUGGCCGCCUCUGGUUCUUCAUUUUGGAGACAUGUAUUUUGCUCAAGUUAGUUCAGAUCAAUCAGUUUAGGUAAAACACUCCGGCAUUGGUUUUUCUUUUUACAAAAAUUUAGUUCAGUCAUUUUAGUGGAGAAAUAUGGAGACCAAUUACGUAGAUUACCACAAUCAAUUUUGACGUAGCAUGUGUUUCAUUUGAAAAUCCAAGUUUUUAGAUUCAACUGAGUGACUGUUUGAUAUUUUUAUCCUUUUGUAUCCAGUUAUUUUAUUUAUUUAAUUAUUUUGUUUAUUUUUGGCUUCAGAUUGAUGUAACUUAUUGAAUGGAGAGGGAAAGAUAAAUGCUCGGUGGACCUGUGAUCAGUUAUUUCAAAUUCCUGCUCUAGCUACUGAUAUUGUCUUCUGCUUGGUUACAAAUUCCAUUAAUUUGUCUACUUCCAUUGAGCUCCAUGCGACCAGUCUAACCCUCUCCCAAGAAUUACACUGCUGAUGGCUAGAUCUUCAGGGUGGUUCCCUCAACUUGCUGGGUGUUCCUGGCUCCCCCAUUACACGUUUGUCGUAGAAAUUAUGUCUGCAAAUGAUUGAAAAUGCACACUAUUAUCUAUCCCUUCCUGAACAUUUAACCAUGUCAAUCUGCCUCCUCAUUUGGUAACUCAGAUGUGAAUCAUGAUCUUAAAUUUCCACGAAAUUAUUGAAAUUUCCUCGAAAUCAAAAAUGGCAGUCCAUUUCCAUCUUGCAUA